AUUUUUCUCUAUCUCAAAUUCCUUUUCAACAAAGAAGAGAUGGGGAAGCAUCUGGUCCCUUUGUCGCUCGCUCUUCUCUUGCUCAUCUCCUUCGCGUCCGACGUGGCAGUCGCCCAGAUCCUGUUCCAGGGAUUUAAUUGGGAGUCGUGGAGGAAGGAUGGGGGAUGGUACAACUUCUUGCGGGGACACGUGCAUGACAUCGCCGGCGCGGGUGUCACGCACGUGUGGCUCCCCCCACCCUCGCACUCUGUUGCAGAGCAAGGUUACAUGCCCGGGAGGUUAUACGAUCUGAAUUCGUCGAAAUACGGCAACCAGGAGGACCUGAAAUCACUGAUCUCGGCAUUGAGCGACAGCGGGGUUAAAUCCGUCGCCGACAUCGUCAUCAACCACCGGUGCGCCGACUACAAGGACAGCCGCGGCAUCUACUGCAUCUUCGAGGGCGGGACCCCCGACAGCCGCCUCGACUGGGGCCCCCACAUGAUCUGCAGCGACGACACGCUCUUCUCUGAUGGCACCGGCAACCCCGACACCGGCCUUGACUUCGCGGCCGCCCCAGACAUCGACCACCUCAACCAGCAGGUUCAGCGCGAGCUCUCCGACUGGCUCAACUGGCUUAAGACCGACCUCGGCUUCGACGGGUGGCGGUUCGACUUCGCGAAGGGGUAUUCGGCGCCCAUGGCGAAGAUAUACGUGGACAACACCUCUCCGGAGUUCGUGGUCGCGGAGAUAUGGAGCAAUAUGGCGUACGGGAACGACGGCAAGCUGGCCUACGAUCAGAACGCGCACCGGCAGGAGAUCGUGAACUGGAUCAGCGCAGUCGGGGGGCCGGCGGCGGCAUUCGACUUCACGACGAAGGGAAUACUGCAGGCGGCAGUGGAGGGGGAACUGUGGCGGCUGCGGGACCCGAACGGGAAGGCGCCUGGGGUGGUCGGGUGGUGGCCGGAGAAGGCGGUCACGUUCGUCGACAACCACGACACCGGAUCAACGCAGAAGAUGUGGCCGUUCCCUUCCGAUAAGGUCAUGCAGGGCUACGCCUACAUUCUCACACAUCCUGGAGUUCCAACCAUUUUCUACGAUCAUUUCUUCGACUGGGGACUGAAGGAUGAGAUCACUCAUCUGACAUCAAUCCGGGCCCGGAACGGGAUCCACCCGGGCAGCACGCUGCGCAUCGUCGCCUCCGACGCCGACCUCUAUUUGGCGGCGGUCGACGAGAAAAUCAUGGUGAAGAUCGGGCCGAGAUACGACGUCGGCAACUUAGUCCCUUCGAACUUCCAAGUCGUUGCUCACGGUAACGACUACGCCGUCUGGGAGAAAAAUGCCGGAGACAUGGAAUAAUUUAUGCCGGCGCAUUUUAUUUCUCCAUAUAUUUUCUAUUUCCGUAUCAUAAAAUUACAUAAAAACACUCCAAGGAUGUAAGAUUAUUGUUUCCAUGGCUUGAGUGGAAACCUAUGCUUGUGUAACACGAACAUAGUUGAGUGAUUUAUACGAUCAUAAGAGCUGAGAGAUAUUUGAUAUCUCCUGUUUAAUAAAUGUUGCUUUAUUAAUA
Molecule: messenger RNA, 1546 nt
Organism: Ananas comosus (pineapple)
Lineage: Eukaryota; Viridiplantae; Streptophyta; Magnoliopsida; Poales; Bromeliaceae
Product: alpha-amylase isozyme 3B-like
Exons: 5
Coding region: 40-1335 (431 amino acids)
Biological process (GO): carbohydrate metabolic process
Molecular function (GO): alpha-amylase activity; calcium ion binding
Source: RefSeq, a predicted model, not a curated record